Microthlaspi erraticum is the source of this 1158-nucleotide messenger RNA. The record is from the annotation of a GenBank genome assembly. Lineage: Eukaryota; Viridiplantae; Streptophyta; Magnoliopsida; Brassicales; Brassicaceae.
AUGGUGACUGGUUGUGUUGAUCUUCUUCGUCAAUCCUACAAAUCUGCAGAUUCCUCAGUGCCGAUUCCUCCACCUCUUCCAUCAAAAUCCGAUAAAAGACACGGCGGCAAUGACGUGGCAACAGGACUCGGAAACGGCUGCGUUUCAACAGCCACAAGAGACACGUGGGAUCGUCUCUUCAACGAUGGAUACAAAGCUGAUGUUGUCAUCUACACAGAUAACGGCGGCGUCGUCUACGCUCAUUCCAACAUAAUCGGAACAGCUUCUACUGUGAUCAAAGGAAUGUUGAGUCAAGCCAAAAGACAUGGCAAAUGGCAUACAAUCUCAAUCCGUGGUGUCCCUCAUGACGCUGUUCGAGUUUUCAUCCGUUUCCUCUACUCUUCUUGCUAUGAGAAAGAAGAAAUGAACGAUUUUGUCAUGCAUUUGCUACUUCUCUCGCACGCGUAUGUGGUUCCUCAGCUGAAACGGCUCUGUGAAUGGCAUCUAGAGCACGGUUUGCUCAACACUGAGAACGUGAUCGAUGUGUUCCAGCUCGCGCUUCUCUGUGACGUCCCAAGGCUUAGCGUCUUAUCUCACCGUAUGAUCAUGAAACACUUCAAGGAGCUUUAUGCGACUGAAGCAUGGAUCGCUAUGAAGAAAAGCCAUCCCUUUCUCGAGAAAGAGCUCAGAGACUCUGUGUUCAUCGAAGAAAAUAUGCGAAAAGAGAGUAUGAGAAGACGCAACGAGGAGAGGAUAUAUUCGCAGCUGUAUGAAGCAAUGGAGGCUCUUGUUCAUAUAUGUAGAGACGGAUGUAAAACGAUAGGACCACACGAUAAAGAUUUGAAACCGAACCACGCGACGUGUAACUAUGAAGCUUGCAAAGGGUUAGAGUCACUGAUCCGGCAUUUCGCAGGCUGUAAGCUUAGGGUUCCUGGAGGUUGCGUGCAGUGCAAGAGAAUGUGGCAACUCCUUGAAUUGCAUUCUCGUGUUUGCGCUGAUUCUGAUCAAUGUCGAGUCCCACUGUGCAGAAGCUUUAAGGAGAAGAUGGAGAAACAGGGCAAAAAAGAUGACGUGAGAUGGAAGCUUCUGGUGAAGAAUCUUUUGGGGAGUAAGAAAAUCGGAGGCUCUCGUUUCUUUUUACGGGUGACGACGACUAGCUCUUCCUCCUCCGUUUCGUAA